AUGGAUUUUAUGAACCAAAUGUAUCAUGAUUUAAAGUUCCAUGUCAAUCAUUUCAUUGUGGGUUAUAGGCAAAAGUAUUACAGUAUGGAUAAUAACCCUAGGGUCAUUCAUACAAAAUUAGAAAACCAACAACUUCUUUCCUUGAGAACAUUUCCAAAUGACAAACUGCUUAUUAGUAAAGGUCAACACUUUUUACAUUUGAAUAGAAAACUCGAUCAUGAAAAUGAAGAACCCGGGAAUUUAUCACCAUCAUCUUCUUCUUCAUCAUCAUCAACAAUAAACUCACUUGAUAACGUGGUUAAAAGAGAAUUUAUUGCUUUUGAAAAUUAUAAAAAUGUCACUUUUAGAACUCAUAAUUCCUUGAUUCUUAAGAAAAACUAUAGUGAACCAAACCUUGUUGAUGGAUACUUUCUGUCGUUCCGAUUAGAUUUAGAAAUGAGUGGAUCAUCAAGUGAAGCAGAUGCAAGCGGCGAAGAAGAGGUGGGAGAUAAAGGAGAAGUCAAAGAAGGUGAAGAAGAAGAAGGAGAACAACAACAACAGGUAGUUUCAGAUCAACCGUUGAUUAGUUUGGAGACAGAAACACCUGGUGUAACAGAUUGUACAUCUUCCACUCCAUGCACGUGUCAAUGUCAUGUAUUUGAAAAACCAGCAAUGGAAUCAACUAUUUCAUCAACAAGAAAAUCCAACCACGUCAAGGAUAAAUUGUACAACUUUGUCAUGAAUAGUUUGCCUAGAGUUUCAGGCAAUAGUAAUAAUAAUGAAACCACCUGUGAUAGCAAUGAUAUCAAAGUGAAAGAGGAAACUCAUGUUGUACCACCAGCACCUCAACAAGCAGAGAAUAGUAUUGAUGAAAUCAUGUCCAUGAAACAAGAUAACAAUAAGAUUUGGAAAUUAGUUUUAAAUGACAUUUCUUUAUCGGCAGCUAGAUUAUCUACAGGAAGUGGUACUAUUCCUAUGGUUAACAACCAAAACAUUAGAGGUGAUUUUAUUGAUGCUAGAAUCAUGAAUAACGAAAAUGAAGAUAUCUUCACUACAAAAAGUGUCCCACCAUCAAAAUAG
This is a messenger RNA of Candida tropicalis MYA-3404, 1059 nucleotides long. RefSeq lists its product as uncharacterized. The record is from RefSeq and is a predicted model, not a curated record. NCBI's taxonomy places the organism in Eukaryota, Fungi, Ascomycota, Pichiomycetes, Serinales, Debaryomycetaceae. The coding region runs from base 1 to 1059 and encodes 352 amino acids. The transcript has a single exon.